CCGGUCCCUGGCGAACCAGCCUUGUUCCGUAGGCUGAAAGCUAUUCAGGCGUGGCGUGCAUUCCUCUUGGCCAAUAACUUGCCAAAACAUUUUUGAUAUUGUCUAGUACCGUAAAUAACAGUAAUUCCAAGAGGUAAGAUGCCACCAAAACCGCAGAAGAGUGGCACAGGGGCUGGUGGGCCGUGGGAAAGUGGACUUACUGCUGCAACUCUCGAGGAGGAAUUUUGGAAGCUGAAUAUUUCAUGGGUUGUGGUGGAGUGCCUGGAGGAUGUGUGGUAUUUAUCAGCGCUUGCACUUGCUGUGCAACAACCUCUGCGUAGACAAUUCAGCAUCGUCUCUUGGGAGACAACUGUGCAGAAAAUUAAUGAACUGGGAAAUCCUAAAGUUAAGAAGGUCAAGGACAUUUCACAACCAUUUCAAGAGGUGAUGGAGGUAGCAAAGACUACACUUGACGCUGGGCAGGAGAUCUCCACAGAGCUAAUGGCCAAACUGUUGAAGUUCCAGCUGUUGUGUAUGAAGACCUCAGACCUUCAGCGAGUCUCUAAACUGAAGGCAACUGAAGACAAGUCAAAAGCCAAAACUUUAUCACCAACAAAAGAUGGUGGCAAACCUGCCAAAGCAGAAAAAGGGAAGAAAAAUCCAGAGGCAGUAGCAUCUGGUAAAGACACUAAACUUCGACGGCGAGGAGAAGAGGAUGAUUCACAUAAAUACAUAGAUGAUGAACCAGAAGACGGACCGCAGUAUUAUGUCCUCCUGCUGGGAUUUUGCCAGCCAACGCUUCUUUCUGCACUGGACUCUAUGGGUGUAUAUGUAUCCAACACCAUCAGACUAAGCAGCCAAGACAGAGAAGACUGUGAUAGGGCGUCUCCUUCUUCUUUAUGUACAGAGGACGUAUGCAGAGUCUUGUGGAUGCCAAAAGAACUGAAUCAUUUCUCGACUCAUCUGGAAGAGGUUUUUCUCAGUGCUUGCAACCAGUCAAGGCUCUUUGAUAUAGUUCGUCUGAACUGCAAACUGGAAAAGAACUUCUUGUGCCCUGAUCAGGACAACACUGAGGCAAUGCUUGCUUGUGGGGCUCAAGUGUUUGAAGCCAUUGCCUCUCUAAUCUACGAGUGUCUGGACUGGCGACGAGACCACCUACACUACCUCAAUAGCAUGAAGCUGAUUGGCGUUCCAUCCGUCACCUCUGGCCAGACCCACGGCAUCCCUGAGUCUCCACCUGAGGUGCAACUCUCAGCUAUUCCCACCUCUGCGUCAAAGAAGAAACAAUCAGAGGACAGUCCUGACUUUCAGGCAGAGGCUCUAAACACAGAUGUGGACCUCAGAUUGUACUGUGACCUUCUAAAGCAGAUCCCACCAGAGUGCACCUCUGUACCCCUCAUUCUGCACUGCAUGCUGGAGCAGGUGGUGAUGUCAGAGCAGGGAGCUCGACUGGAAGGUGCCUCAUCUACAGAGCCAGAUGUGCAAUCAGACCACAACUUUACCUCCCAUGUCAUCACAGCAGCUACUAACCUGCCACGUUCACCUGAGGAAAAAAAGAGGUUGAUGGGCAACUUCGGAAAGCUGGACAUAAAAACCAGGAGUCAUCCAAUGGGUCCUUUAUUGCUGAACUCCCAUGACAAAAGAGCAGAAAGACUGCAUCAAUGCCCUGAGCUGAGUAAUUUUCAUGUCACAGAAAUUGAAACUGACAUGAUGAAGAAUGGCCCAGUGUGGAAUCUGUUGCAUUCAGUGCUUACUCAGAACAAAGACAUAAGCUGUGUUCCACAGACCCACGAGCUCUUCAGUGAUGGAUCCUUGAAGGCAUCUGAAAUCCAGUGGCUUCUUGAGCGGUUUGUGUUUGAGUGCUUGCCAUUGUCUACCGUGGACAGCGAUGGUCAGCUGACAGAGCCGGAGGCGUCUGAAGAAACCAGGCAUAUCCUGUGGGAUGAUCCUGUGGCGUUCAUUAAACAUCACUAUAGCAAGAGCAGAAAUAAGCAGGGUUUGGUGAACAUUGAUGAUUCUUCUGAGCUGCUGAGAACAACUCGGCGUUCUCUGAGUGACUGGAAUGUGUUGGAGCACUUCGGAGCACCUGUCUUCUCACAGGUUUUGCAAGAAGCAUUUCAGACACACCACUGUGUGGAUACUUACAGAAGCACCAGAGAUGGUUCACUCUUUAUCGUCUGUCACAACCCUAUGAGCCCUCAGAGAGGCAGCAGACAAUCAUGGGAUGUAGCUCUUCACACAGAUGUUGGAUUCAGGAAUUACUUGGAGCAUGUUGCUAGCAGUUUGAGUGGAUGGAACAUGCAGCAAGGGAGAAGCCCAGAGGCCAGUCUGUCCCCUCAGUCCCCUCAGUCUGGUGCAGGUAAUACAGGAGGCCACAGAACCUUUGUACUAACACUGUUACAGCCAAGUCAGUCCACUACAUGGAGAAUACUUGGGGCAGGUUUAUCUUCCCAAGCCCCAACAGAGGAAAGACCAGUGGCAUACGUACAGAAGGAAUCAUUAAAGGCCUUCAAGCUUGAGCAGGAGCAUUUGAAGAAAGAGGAGGAGGCAAAAGCAGCAAAGAAAGAGAAACCUGGGAAGACAACAGGACGAGGAAGUAGCAGGCCUGAUACUGCCAAGGACAAUAAAAACACGAGCCCAGAAGGGCUCCAACACACCUCUCAGUCUGCAGCCCCCCAUCCAAGCAAAGAGUCUGAACAUCAGAGCCCUAGUGGAGUACAGACAGCAUUUACUGGCUACAGUAUGAAUGGUUGCCUGAUCCAUCUUACUAGUGAGGUGCGUUCUCUCUACCCAUCAGAUGGAGGAGUUAUUCAAGUGGAGACAUAUAAUCUAAACCAUGGUUUGACUCGAAUGAAAAUCUGCAUGAUGAAGGACAAGCAUCACUUCUUCAUGUAUUAUGCUGGAAUCAAUAGAGGGACACAGAAUGGAUCACUGCCAAUGAAAGGGAGACUCACCGAUCCUCAUGGCUCCUUUUUCGCUACGCUCUCCACUGGAAUGAAACUCUCUUUCAGUCGUCCCAGCGCAGGUAAACAAGAGCAAGAGAGAACUCUCCCAACAGAGAUACCAUCUGAUGCUCCCUCAAAUCAUUGUUCUCAAACUCAGUCUCUGAGGGCAGAGGAUACAGCUGUGCCCCUGGACUCUAACCUCGUCCAGGGAUUACAUGUCAGCACCCCUGACGGUGCCACUGUCCAAUUCAUGUAUCAGGACACAGGUGGUAAGAUCAUUUCUAAUUUAACUUCUCUUUCUAUCUAUGCCCCUUUCUCUCCUUUCUGACACUCAGCACCCUAGCAACCACCAUGACUACCCUAGCAACACACUAGCAACCACCUCAAACACCUCAGCAACAUCCUAGCAACAUUUUCACACAGAGAGAACAGUGUGUGGGACCUCUGGCUGGCAUGUAACCCUUUUCAAUAGCUCCCAUAAGUCUGAUACUAAU
Clupea harengus (Atlantic herring) is the source of this 3418-nucleotide messenger RNA. RefSeq names its product sperm associated antigen 17 (gene spag17). The record is from RefSeq and is a predicted model, not a curated record. Bases 139 to 3252 code for a protein of 1037 amino acids. Lineage: Eukaryota; Metazoa; Chordata; Actinopteri; Clupeiformes; Clupeidae. Gene Ontology annotation, cellular component: axonemal central apparatus. The transcript is spliced from 24 exons. Gene Ontology annotation, biological process: axonemal central apparatus assembly; epithelial cilium movement involved in extracellular fluid movement.